AAAGUCUAGCUCUAAGCACCCUUCGAAGUUGCUUGAGAUUGCUUUAUAUCAGCAAGGAAAUCAAUGGCAGUCUCUCCUCUCCCCAUUGCCACUGCAAGUCCCACUGUUCUUCAAAUCUCUGCUACUCCCAAAUUCACUCUCUCUUGUUCUCUUUCUUGUCAUCCAAAAACCACUAGUUCCAGGCCCAAGCUUUCUUCAUCCUCCAUUCCUGCAACUAGGAAAACAUUCCUGAACAUUGGUAUUGGCCUUGUAGCAGCCUCAGUCCUGGCCUUGACGCCCUUGGAUGCCGAUGCAACUAGAAUUGAAUAUUACGCCACUGUGGGGGAACCUUUAUGUGAACUUAACUAUGCGAAGUCUGGUCUCGGUUACUGCGACAUUGUAGAAGGACCUGGGGACGAAGCCCCCCUCGGCGAGCUUAUUAAUGUUCACUACACUGCAAGAUUCGCUGAUGAGACUGUGUUUGAUAGCAGCUACAAACGGGCUAGGCCUCUCACCAUGCGCAUAGGUGUCGGUAAGGUUAUCAAGGGAUUGGAUCAGGGAAUUUUGGGGGGUGAAGGAGUACCCCCAAUGCGGAUAGGUGGGAAACGCAAACUAAGGAUUCCUCCACAUUUAGCAUACGGCCCAGAACCUGCGGGCUGCUUUUCAGGUGACUGCAAUAUACCGGGUAAUGCCACACUUCUGUACGAUAUUAAUUUUGUUGGUAUUUAUUCUGGUAAUGCAAAGUAAGGGGAUAGAAGAUCGUCGGAUUCAUAUAUCCACCUGAAGCACACUUGGAUCAAGUUUGACUAAACUAGGCAUCGUUCUACAAGAUAAGAGAUAUUAAAUGGACAUUUUGAUGAGUGUAACUUGUUUGGCAGAAUCUCCUUGCUUAGUCCGACCACCUCAAGUUACCGUUCUUCCCUGACAGGCGGACAAACGAUUGAUAUUGAUGCCCGUUUUCAGAGUAAUGAUAUGGAUAUGUCCAGCAAGGUGUAUCAUUGAACAUGAAAUGGGACAACUUUGUACCUUCAGUGUAUAUGUAAUUUUCAGUAUCAUCACCUACACUUGUAUGUUUUUCCCUGAAACGACAGUGGGGUUCUGGAUGCUUAUAAAUUAGAACAGUGAACUGCAAAUUCGUGAUUCUGAGUCUUGUUUUACUCGGUAGGUUAGGUGAUAUCUCCCUGGCAAAACUGGCUGCCAAAAAUUGAUUGCGACUUGCGAUUUGUCAGGUAAACAGGUAUAUUAACAUGGAUACGUAACUUUAACUGCUGCGGCAAAUGUUAAAACAAUGUCUCUUGUCAAUAUUCGAUAUACAUAAUAUAAAAUUAACAAUAAGACAAGUCAA
Molecule: messenger RNA, 1324 nt
Organism: Neltuma alba
Lineage: Eukaryota; Viridiplantae; Streptophyta; Magnoliopsida; Fabales; Fabaceae
Product: photosynthetic NDH subunit of lumenal location 4, chloroplastic
Exons: 6
Coding region: 64-726 (220 amino acids)
Cellular component (GO): chloroplast
Molecular function (GO): peptidyl-prolyl cis-trans isomerase activity
Source: RefSeq, a predicted model, not a curated record